This is a messenger RNA of Schizosaccharomyces japonicus yFS275, 786 nucleotides long. RefSeq names its product short chain dehydrogenase. The record is from RefSeq and is a predicted model, not a curated record. Lineage: Eukaryota; Fungi; Ascomycota; Schizosaccharomycetes; Schizosaccharomycetales; Schizosaccharomycetaceae. Gene Ontology annotation, molecular function: oxidoreductase activity, acting on the CH-OH group of donors, NAD or NADP as acceptor. The coding region runs from base 1 to 786 and encodes 261 amino acids. The transcript has a single exon.
AUGCCCGCCAUCCCAAAUAAUAUUGAGGCUACCAGUGUCAUGGACUUAUUCAGUCUAAAAGGAAAGAUAACUCUGGUUUUGGGCGGUAGUCGUGGUAUCGGUGCUGCUGUUGUCCGUGCGUUUGCUGAAGCGGGAGCCACCGUGUACUUUACAUACAAAUCGAGCAACAACUGCAAGAAGAUGGCGAAGGAUCUAGCUGAAAAAUAUGAUGUCCCUGUUUUUGCAGUUCAUUGUGAUGCUACCGAUGAAAAAAGCAUACAAGACGUUAUUAGUAACAUAGCGAUGUCGGGAAAUCUGGAUGUUGUUGUAUCUAAUGCAGGUAUCUGCAUAUCUAAAUCUGGCAUUGACAUGACGACUGAAGAGUUUAACCGAACUUUUGCCUUGAAUGUUAAUGGUGUAUUUCUCGCUGCAAGGGCUGCGGGCAAAGUCUUUAAGCGUCAGGGUUUCGGCAGCUUCAUUGCUACUGCUUCCAUGUCUGGAAGCAUUGUUAACGUACCUCAGAAACAAUGUGCGUAUAAUGCGUCUAAAGCUGCUGUCAUCCAACUAUGCAAAUCUUUGGCGAUCGAAUGGGCUGAUUUUGCUCGUGUGAAUACAGUUUCCCCCGGCUAUAUUAUAACGGAUAUGUCAGAGAGCAGCUUAAGAGAGGAGUGGAUAAGAACAUCUCCUUUCAAACGUAUGGCUAAACCAGACGAAUUGAAGGGCGCGUACGUAUAUCUAGCCAGCGACGCAUCCAGCUUUACUUCAGGUUCGGAUUUACUUGUUGAUGGAGCUUACUCAUGCCUGUAA